Messenger RNA from Parastagonospora nodorum SN15, 1267 nucleotides. RefSeq lists its product as hypothetical. The record is from RefSeq and is a predicted model, not a curated record. The transcript is spliced from 3 exons. Lineage: Eukaryota; Fungi; Ascomycota; Dothideomycetes; Pleosporales; Phaeosphaeriaceae. The coding region runs from base 1 to 1227 and encodes 408 amino acids. Gene Ontology annotation, cellular component: mitochondrion. Gene Ontology annotation, molecular function: manganese ion binding; metalloaminopeptidase activity.
AUGAGCCCGUGUUUGCGACUGCUACGCCCGACGGCGAAGGUGUCGUCGAGAUGUGGUGCCACGAGGCGGUUCCUGAGCGUGCCUGCUGCGGAAUUGAGAUUUGGACAACCGCUGCAUGAGACGCAUCCACAUCUGCUCAAGGCUGGGGAAGUCACCCCUGGCAUCACCGCCCUCGAGUACUUCGAACGCCGCUCCAAGCUCGCCAAAGAGCUGCCGCCCAACUCCAUCGCCGUGCUCGCUGCAAACGACCUCAAAUAUGCUUCAGGCGCCGUCUUCUACAAAUUCCACCAGGACCCUGAUUUUCGCUACCUCACCGGCUUCCUCGAGCAGGAUGCGCUCGCCAUAAUAGAAAAGACCGACGAGCACGAACACGCCUUCCACCUCUACGUGCGCCCCAAAGACGCGCGACGAGAAGCAUGGGAAGGCCCAAGAAGCGGCGUCGAAGCAGCCGAGGACGUCUUCAACGCCGACAUCACCGGCUCCAUAGACGACCUUCCCAAGAUCCUCCCUGAGAUAGUCAAACGGAGCAAGACCGUCUACACCGACCUCCCCCAAAACCGCAUCAGCAAGAACUUCGCCUCGCGCUAUCUCGCCGCCGCCGAGCCCGCGCGCACCGGCGGCAUCGCCAAAGUCUUCCGAGACAACGAAGCUUCGAUACGGCCCUUGCGCCCUCUGCUCAACGAACUGCGCGUGAUAAAAAGCGAGGCCGAAAUCGUCAACAUGCGCCGCGCAGGCCAGCACUCGGGCCGCGCCAUCACCGACGCCAUGCGCCAAUCCUUCUCGUAUGAGAAAGACCUCGACUCCUUCCUCGACUACUGGUUCAAGCAGGACCUGUGCGACGGCCCCGCAUACGUCCCCGUCGUCGCCGGCGGCAUCAAUGCGAAUACCAUCCACUACGUCUCCAACGACAUGGCGCUGAAGCCCGAUGAGCUCGUUUUGGUCGACGCCGGCGCGAGCUAUGGGCGGGUACGUCACGGGACAUUACGCGCACGUGGCUCCCCGGGCCUGUCGAGGAGCAGGUUGCUGGAAAAGGGCAUGGUGGUGACUGUCGAGCCGGGCAUAUAUGUCCCCGACGACGAGAAGUGGCCAAAGUGGGCGCGGGGCAUUGGCAUGCGCAUUGAAGAUAGCGUCAUGGUGGAUGAGGAGAGUCCGUAUGUGCUUACUACCGAGGCGGUGAAAGAGAUUGUAGACAUUGAAGCCCUGAGGGGGUCGGAGACGAAGUUAUAGUAGAACGCAAAAAUGCAAAUGGAAGAAGUUUAUCGUGCAA